Messenger RNA from Echinops telfairi (small Madagascar hedgehog), 1202 nucleotides. RefSeq names its product serglycin (gene SRGN). Bases 32 to 493 code for a protein of 153 amino acids. Gene Ontology annotation, biological process: negative regulation of bone mineralization; secretory granule organization. The record is from RefSeq and is a predicted model, not a curated record. NCBI's taxonomy places the organism in Eukaryota, Metazoa, Chordata, Mammalia, Afrosoricida, Tenrecidae. The transcript is spliced from 3 exons. Gene Ontology annotation, cellular component: secretory granule.
UGGAGGGAGGUGCUGGCGUGUGCGGGCCACCAUGCAGAAUCCCCUCAGGUGCAGCAGGCUGGUCCUGGCUCUCUCCCUCAUCCUGCUUCUGGAAACCGCAGUGGAAGGCUAUCCUGUGCGGAGAGCCCGCUACCAGUGGGUCCGCUGUAACCCCGACGGCAAUUCUGCCAACUGCAUCGACGAAAGGGGACCGGAGUUCAACCUGCUUCCAGAGGAAUCCAACAGGAUUCUCCCAGGGAGGACCGACCCUUUCUCCAAGUUGAGGUUCCAGAACUUGCGUGACAUCGCCCCUCUUUCCGAGGACUUUUCGGGAUCAGGCUCUGGCUCGGGAUCAGGCUCUGGCAGUGGCUUCCUUGCAGACAUCGACCAAGAAUACCAGCCAAUCGAGGAAAACGACACAUUCUUUUCCAACUUCCGCCCUCUGGAGAGAAAUCUGCUCUCCCAGGAACAGGACUUGGACCAAGAUUUAGCAGAAGCGGAUUUUCUUAUAUAAAAGAGAGGUCUGUCCAGCUGACAUCAGGCAAUGUGUUCUGUAACUUCUGUUACCACGGUUCAACGAUUACUCUUGGGAUAAAAAGGUUCUGUGCGAAUUUUAAACAUUUGAAAAAGCAGAAAUGUCCAUCACUGUUUCCUCACAGAUUUUAGAAAGUAUAUGCGCUUACAUACUUUGUUGCUAUUAUGUAUCCUAUUGUACUGGAAAAUGCCUGUAUUUCUUUCCUAACAUAUUCAGCCAAUCUACCUGUGAAGUUCACAUAGCUUCCCUGUCCAUAAAGUUGCUUUAAAGAAUAAAUUACACUUUACAACAAUUCAAGUUCAGAACCAAGUUGACAGGCCUUAUCUUUUUACCAUCAGGAAGCUGAUUCUGUCAAGGACAGGUAUGUCUCUUUUCUUAGGGAAAAAACAACAAUCAAGAUGCAACACACGGUGUGGGUUAUUUGUGUUUGACAGUGUGAAGGGAAUUAUUAUAACGUUACCAGUGGAUGUGCUCACAGAGUAGUAGGCAUUGUCAAUUUACAAGUAGGAUUGCCAUUACAGUUAGAAAAUUGAGACCUAAUAAAACACAAUAUGCUCUCAAUAGCUCACUCUACUUUACUUACCCCCAGCAUCCACCCUGCACCACCACCACCCUCCUGAAUAUCUGUGGUUUUUUGUUUGUUUUUUUUUUACUGUUAAUGCCAUUAAAGCAGAAGUAUAACCAAAGA